Molecule: messenger RNA, 4782 nt
Organism: Rhincodon typus (whale shark)
Lineage: Eukaryota; Metazoa; Chordata; Chondrichthyes; Orectolobiformes; Rhincodontidae
Product: prestin-like
Exons: 2
Coding region: 1-2595 (864 amino acids)
Biological process (GO): transmembrane transport
Cellular component (GO): membrane
Molecular function (GO): oxalate transmembrane transporter activity; sulfate transmembrane transporter activity; bicarbonate transmembrane transporter activity
Source: RefSeq, a predicted model, not a curated record
AUGCCGGUGUUUGUCCGGGUGCACAGUGGCUGUUUAAAUAUGGCAUGGACACCAGGAAUCCAAUAUCGCCAGAUAUCCUCUGAUCUGCAAGUUGUUGUGGGAAUGGCACAUGGUCACAUGGAACGAGAAUCAGAUGACAGGGAUACCAUAGAAGCCAAAUAUUUGACAUAUGAAAGCAUAGAUGCAAAAGAUUUAUUCAACACAACAUUGAAGACAAUGUUAAGAAAGGACCGGAAGAGCACUAAGCUGAAGAACACACUGGGAAGUUCAGAAUCAUUUUGGUCCAGUGACACAAUUCCUGAUCCAUCGGGUUCAAAUAUCCCUCUGGUUAGAACUGACAGGACUUCCAUUUAUAACCCAAGAACAUUACAUAGGGUCUCAUUUACCAAUGACAUUCCUUAUUUUCACCGCAUCGAUAAGUAUAAUGAAGAAAAGGUAUGUGAAUAUGAAAGAAAGGCAUCUGAACUAACCUUACCAGUUUCAUACAAUUUGAAGAAAUUAUUCUACCGAGUUAUUCCUUUUUCCAGAUGGUUUUCCAGGUACAGAGUAAGAGCAUGGUUCAUAGGAGACUUGCUGUCUGGAAUUAGUGUAGGUCUACUGACGAUCCCUCUGUCCCUUGCUUUUGCAGUCUGCGGUGGACAACCACCUAUUCAUGGUCUCUACACAAGUUUGGUUAGCACCGUCUUAUAUUGCUUGCUUGGCACAACAAAACACCUGUCCUAUGGAGCAUCUGCAUUCACCAGUUUGCUCAUUGCAAAGGGCAUAAAUCAUAACGAAACUCAUGAAGUGGAUUCUGAUAGUGGCUGUAUUCCAACAUGUUCCAGGGAACUACAUGUGACUACACUCACCUUUGUUUCAGGGAUUGUUUUAAUUUCUAUGGGAGUUUUUCGCCUCAGUUUCACAAGGAUAUACAUCUCCAAGCCUGUUAUGAAUGGUUUCAGAGCUGGAACAGCUUUGCAUUUAUUCACCAUCCUCCUGACUUUGGUACUUGGUAUUGAUCCACCAAUUCAUCAUGGCUCUUUAUCACUUGUUUACAAAUGCAAGAUUAUAAUUGAAAAUAUUAAUGAAACACACACUGCCUCAGUGAUCACUGGUUUAGCCACUUUGGCACUUCUGAUGCCUUUUAAAGUCAUUAACUCUAUUUAUAGCAGACAUCUCAUACCUAUAGAAUUUAUUGCAAUAAUUGCUUCAAUUUGGUUGUCAUUCUGGUUGGAACUAGAGAAUAGCCACAAUGUCAGGUUGAUAAAUGAUUAUCCAUUUACCUUACCAAAACCUGUUCUUCCUUCUUUCUCCUUAAUACCCACUGUUGCUAAAGAUGCUGUUGCUGUUGCACUGGUGACCUUUGCAGUGAGCGUUUCUCUAGGGAGAGAAAACUCCAAAAAACACAAUGAAACUUAUCACCCACACCAAGAGACAAUAGUUUUGGGGUCUUGUGACCUGCUACUGUCAUUUCUGGGGACUUUUGCAGCUUCUGGUGUUUGGGAACAAACAGUGGUUCAAGAAAAAACUUGGGGUCAAACCCAAGCAGCUGGAUUGAUUGCAGCAAGCCUUUGUCUUACGGCCCUGCUUUGUGCAGAAAAUCUGCUUCCACUGGUGCCCAAAGCAGUUCUUGGUGCUAUCAUGAUUUCGAAUCUGGGCUGUUACCUCGAGUUCUUCUGGAAGUAUUGUUUUGCAUGCAAAAAGAAUAAAUAUGAAGUUUUGGCUGGAAUUAUAACAUUUGCAGCAGUUUGUAUCCUAGAUAUAGACAUUGGUUUAGGAGUUGGCAUAUUUUUCUCAAUUUUGCUCACUCUACAUAGACUUCAGAGACCAUCCAAUGCCAUUUUAGGACAUAUUCCCAACACAGAAAGCUAUGUUGAACUAUCCAUUGAGAAAACUGCCAAAGAGGUUGUUGGAAUAAAAAUUAUAAAAACAUUUGAUUCUAUUUAUUACGGGAAUGUUGAUUUUUUAUUGUCUUGGAUAAAACUUAAAGUGAAUUCUUAUCUUCAGUCAGGUAAUUUGGGAAGUGAUAAUGAAUUAUAUAGUGAAGAAGAUAAAUAUCAUAUGUUACUGGAAUCUACACAGUUCCCUGAAUUGGAUGAACAUGCUUUGAGGCGAAUAAAUCAUACUGCAUUGUAUAGACGUCAAAUAUCAAAACAAACUGCAGAUGUUCAUACUAUUAUUUUGGAUUGUGGGUCAGUUAGUUUUGUGGAUGAUGAAGGAGUGGGUGCUUUGAUUCACCUGUCUGAGCAAUACCAAAGUAUGGGAGUUGGCUUUAUCCUUGCCGACUGUUCAAGCAUAGUUCUGAAGAGUCUACAAGAACAUGGUUACUUCAAAUCAACAAGUCAAAGCUUUGCUUUCAGCAGCAUCCAUGAUGCUGUUUUAUAUGCCCUGCAACAAACAGUAGAGACAAACCAGAGCCCACAAGAAUCUGAAUACAUUCCUGAGACAAAUGGUGAAAUAUUAACAGAAUGUAACACAGUUGACAUUGAGACAGGUACUAACAACAGCACAAAUACAAGGCUCUGCCAUGUGGAAGGAGAUGCGAGUAAUUCCCAUCAAAAGGUUGGUUUAAAAUCGAGAAAUCAAAAAAUAAUUGAAUAUGAGACCGCUUUGUAACAAAAAUCUGUUUGAAUCUUUCAAACCAUCCUAGGAUCUAUUAAGACAAUGAUCUACAUCUGACAUUGCAGUUCUGUUGUAGUAUUUUGUUAGUUCCAUUUUCCCUGUUGCAGAGUGAUGAAUUCAAAUGGACAAAAUCAAAAUAAAACACCCUUUCUGACAGAUGUUAUUUGCAUGUACAUGGAGGCACCUAUCAUCAAGGAAUAUCGAAGGAUGGAAAAUUGAGUGUCAACAAGUUUGUGCAUGAUGAAUUUUGGCAGACAUCUGCUGCAGCAUGUGCUAGGGCAACUGCUCAGGUCCAGAGUUUUAUGGCAACAAUGCCCAUCAGCAUUUGAUUAAUAAGUUAUUUCUGGCUUUGAAAUGUGCUGCUGUCUUCUUCAGAUGUUCCUGGAAGGACAAAGUCUGAUCUGGACUGAAAUACAAGUAUGUUGGGUUGGGAUCAUGCUUGAAUUUCUGACCACUUCUAGAUAUGGCAUUCCUUUUUGGCACUAGAAUUGUGGAAGUGAAUGCACCGGAUGAAAGUGAAGGAUCACUGGUUACAUUGACAUAUGGUUUCCGAAAUUUCUUACUUGGGAGUGCAUAGGUUUGUAUUUGGCUCAGGUGACAUUUGGAACUUCACGGCAAAGCCAAUUGGUGAUGACUGAUUAUUUGGAGAAGUUUAUGAACACAUAUAGCAUUUUAUUGCUUUAUUCUGUUUAUGAACACAUUGAGCAUUUAAUUGCUUUAUUCUGCUUUGGAAAAGUUACACGGAUUCAGUGGAUACAUAUGUUACUGAAAUAUUUUGAUAAUUAUGUUCAUAAUGAUUAUUCAUUUUCCUGCAGCAAGGAUUACAAAAUUCUUCACAUGGGAUGCCACAACUGCUCUAUCUCUUGUUUAGAGAAAAGACACCCCAACCAGGAUUGGUCAAAACUACCCGUCAAUUUUUUUAUAUAUCUCGCGAACUGCUGUUCUCUCUGUCUUUGUGACCUUUUGAGCAACACUGCUAAUUUGAGCAACUGCAUGUUGUUAAAACAUUAUGACAGCAGUAAUGGAAUUUGCCUGUAUUUACUGUUAGACAUGUGGACAUGAAGUCUGUAUUCCAGCAUUCGUGAAUCAUUAAAAGCUGUGCUGAAGUGAUUUUCUCAUUGUUAUACAAUAACAAAGUAGAAUAUGAUGGAUAUUGCAUCAAUAAGGACAUUAGCUGCACAAAUAAUGGGCAUGAAUUGUUGAAAAGAAAAUCAUAUACCAAAUUGUCAGUGUACAAAUUGAAGUAACACAUUAACUUUACUAGUAACUGAUAUAUUUAAAAUCAUUUGCUUGGUUCUUAUAAUAUGGAAGAGUAAUUUUUUGUUUGUAAUAUAGUUACAAAUCAGCAUUAAAUACCAAUUAAAUAUCUGGUUAGUAAACAAUGAUCCUGAAUCACUUUGUUAUUUAUUAACAUAAAUUUUGAAAUUUUAAUAAGGAAAAAGCAACUUGAUUACGAUUUACUGGAAAUUAGGAAUUUUUCAUCACGGCAUAAUUUUGUUUUCUGAGCAAGGAACUGAUUUUCUCAAAAGAGAAAGGCAAAUGAAAAUAUUAGUGACUAAAACUGACAAGAAAAAUGAACUAAUGGUCACUGAAGAUUGCUCUUGAAUGGCUACAUAGGAAUAUUGACCAAAGCCUUUCUGGCUUUGGAUAAGAACUACUAGGCAGUGUAACACUGGACUGGUUAAGGCAGCAGGAGCCCAGCAGAAGUUACUUGAGGGGAAUAUAUUCAGUUCUAUCUGGGAUAAUGGAGCAUAGCUGUUGAAGGUCUAUCAUUUCAGUCCAAGGGCACCACAGUAAAGGAUUCAAACAUUUUUUGCUGAUAUUCUGAUAUCAUAAGGUCAGAAAUGGGACUGUUUGUUGAUGAUUCUAAAACGUGUAACUCAAAUCAUAAUUCUUCAGGGACUAAAGCAGUCCUUGUCCACAUGAAGAAAAACAUGAACAGCACCCAGGCUCGGUCUGAUAAGUGACAAUUCAUAUCAUGCAAUUGCUAGAUAAUGGUCACUGUUACAGUCAGGUGAGAAAGACCAGCUUCCAUCUAUCCGACUUUCUUGGUUGAUCACAACAAGGAUGUAAGUAUUUUUUUUAAUCAGGAUAUUUCUCUCCCAACUAAAAUACAAUGAACUAAUUUCUACUUUAGCAGUAAGAGCCAUUCACAUGGUUUUCUAGAGUAAAAGAAAUUAU